Penaeus monodon (black tiger shrimp) is the source of this 1022-nucleotide messenger RNA. RefSeq names its product wiskott-Aldrich syndrome protein family member 2-like. Bases 1 to 750 code for a protein of 249 amino acids. Lineage: Eukaryota; Metazoa; Arthropoda; Malacostraca; Decapoda; Penaeidae. The transcript is spliced from 3 exons. The record is from RefSeq and is a predicted model, not a curated record.
AUGCAGGCAACAGCAAAUACACCUACGCUAUACCUGAUUACAUGGUCACAGCAGGUGUUGCAGGUCAAUAUCACGCCAGAGUUCGAUAAUGAACUCUGGAAUAAAGACCACGCCCCUUCCCUCCCCUCUUCAGGGCGUCACCAUGUACGGGGCUGUGGGCGCGAGUAUCAGCGUGAGGGAGCAGCGAAAGAAGUCCAUCAGCAGACAGAUCCGCCCAUAUAUCACGCCCGCAAAGAAAGGUGGGAAGGUACAGCCGCUGCCGAAAAUCCAUGUGAAUCCCAGGAGUCAUAUUACACAGGCGGCGCCAGCACACCCGUGGAGACUGGGCGUUGCUUAAACCCUCCGCCCCCGCCCUCCGAGGAGCAGCCUGCGCCCACCAUCACCUCCACCCUCAUCUCCGGCACCACCGCCCCUCCGCGCACCACUUGGCCUCCUUCAAAGCCCCCCCUUUGCCACACGGCCCUUCCCUUCCUUCGUCCUAGUCACUCCCGAGCUGAGUUCGAGCGGCGUCGGGCAGAAAGCACCACACCGAAGUGGCACCGCCUCGGCCCCUCCUCCUCCACUCCUCCUCCUCCUCCUCCUCCUCCUCCUCCUCCUCCGGCACGGCAUGGCUGGUGUGUGGACUCUUUGCUAAACUCCACAAAGACGCUUCUCUGUAAACUAAUAAAAACAAGUAACAGUUUUUCAAAACAUACACAGAGAAAAUUUAAAAAGAGCGAGCGAGAGAGAGAGAUAGACCCUACACCAUGAGUCCUCCCGACUAGUGCGCCUCAAAGGGCGUGUCGGGUUUUGUGUGUGCUUGCGCUUGGGUGUGGACGAAGCACCUUGAGCAGGGCACCACCGCCUGUUUCUCCUCCACCUCCACCUCCACCUCCUCCUCGAGCGGACCAGCAUGCAGGCCGCCCUUCUUGUCCGCAACAAAAGGACGAAGAAGCGCAAGGACAGUAAGACGCUGUCCUUGGCCAGCCUUCCUCCCCAUGUGGCCACCAAGCCUAUCAACCCUUUUCCAAGAUACAAUCCUG